Messenger RNA from Lagenorhynchus albirostris (white-beaked dolphin), 2168 nucleotides. It is a transcript of the gene AGTRAP, whose product is annotated as angiotensin II receptor associated protein. The record is from RefSeq and is a predicted model, not a curated record. Gene Ontology annotation, cellular component: plasma membrane. The coding region runs from base 103 to 549 and encodes 148 amino acids. NCBI's taxonomy places the organism in Eukaryota, Metazoa, Chordata, Mammalia, Artiodactyla, Delphinidae. The transcript is spliced from 5 exons. Gene Ontology annotation, biological process: regulation of blood pressure; angiotensin-activated signaling pathway.
GCCGGGGCCGCGGGCGGGGCGGAGCCGGGCAAGUUUGUUUCCCGAGUUCGUAGACCAGGAGCCCCCGCGGUCGUCGCGCAGGUUCCCUCCAGCUUGGUCGAGAUGGAGCUGCCCGCCGUGAACCUGAAGGCGAUCCUCCUGGUUCACUGGCUGCUGGCGAUCUGGGGCUGCAUCCUGUUCCCGGGCGCCUACGCGUGGUCCAACUUCACCAUCCUGGCUUUGGGCGUGUGGGCCGUCGCGCAGCGGGACUCCGUCGAUGCCAUAAGUAUGUUUCUGGGUGGCUUGGUGGUCACCAUCUUCCUGGACAUCAUCCACAUCAGCAUCUUCUACCCAAGGGCCAGCCUCUCGGACACAGAGCGCUUCAGCGCUGGCAUGGCCAUCGUCAGCGCACUCCUCAAGCCGGUCUCCUGCUGCUUCGUCUACCAAAUGCACCGGGAGCGCGGGGCUUUCCUCGGACCUUCACAGGAUCACAGUGCCUACCAGACGAUUGACUCUCCAGAAGCCCCUGCCGACCUGGAGAGCAGGGCUCACGUCCCCCAAGGAUACUGAAGCCAGCCCUGCUGCACCUGGCCCCAGCCUAGGGGCCAGUUUGACAAACUGUGGGGAGGGAUGGGAGGAGGCUGCAUCACCUUCUUGGUGCCUUGGAUGUCAUCCUCGGGGCGCUCCUGUCCCCCCACCUUUCUCAGAACUAAUGUGGGAUGUGCCUUCCGGUUCCCCAUCUCAGGGGUUGCCUGAAUCAAGUGCCCUGAGAGGCCAGGAGCCCCUGUGCACACCUGUCCCAAACUCCUCGAGGCCCCUCCUCCCUCCCAGGCAUCCCACUGGUGCCAGGCUGGGAACUGUGGUCGCUUUUGUCACCUCCACCCUUAGCUGCUCCGUGCAGGCCCUGGGUCGAGCCGUGCCUGAGCCUGGCGGGGUAAGGCCUCUAAGAGCCAGUGAUGCCCCUACCCCACGCCUCUCCCGAAGUUGGCCAAGCCCUCCCGCAGGAGCUCUGAGAGCUUCUGGUCACACUAAGCCCCAGGAGUGCAGGGGUGAGGACCCACGGCUUCUCACUGCCUAGUCACUUGGGGCCCAGGACCCCAUCACUGGAGGCUGGUGGUGUCUGCAGCCUCAGAGGUCCGCCACAGCCUCAAGCUGCCCUUCUCAGAGCCAUGGCAUUAAAGUUCAGGGAAUCCUCUAGCUGAGUGUGUUUUGAGCCACGUUUAAUCUCCCGUCAGGGCUGGAGCCUGGACUUGCCAUUCCUGGGAAGAUUCCGGCGAAUCCCCAGGGCACCAGGCCUUAGGUGCCCAUUCUCUCGUGGCAGGAGGAAGCAGGGGCUCACGACCAGCUGGGCCUGCUCUGUGCUCAGCUCCAGCGCAGCCGAGGCCCCAGCAGAGGAGGGCACUGUUCAUUGCGGCAAAUGGGUGUCCAUUUCUCCGAAUUCAGAUGGCUCAGGUAUUGGUUUGAAUCCUGCCCUGCCCCUGACUGUGUGCCCCUCAGACCCCCGUGUCUGCUGGAGGAGGGCUAAUGCCUGCCCAGAGAGCGAUGAUGCAGCUGCAAUGUACGGUGCCUGGCCCUCGGGAGGGCUCCCUGCGUGACGGCAAGGUUGUCGGCGGGGCUGCUCCUUGAGCCCAUGAUGAUGUUGGGUGAGUGGGCCAGGGGCGGUCUGCUCCUGGCAGACCCUGUGUCUUGGCCUCAGAGCAGACGGGGACACCUGUCCAGGAGCUCCAAGGAGCCCAUGGCCAGGGCCCCCUCCCCACUCCCACUGGGAUGGCACUGACCACUGCACCCCAGGUGCCUGGGCUCUUGCAGGCCAUCCCGGCUCGUCCCCGGCACAAAGAGGUCGAGGCCUGGUGCACAGUCCCCUCCUCCCAUUCUUCUGUAUCCGUCCAUCCAAAGAAGCUGGGUGCCUGCCACAUGCUGGGGCUACAGGGGUGAACUCAGGUCCUGCUCUCGGGGGGGAACAGGCAUUAGGAGUCCUCUGUCAGGUGGCGAGAGCCCUGGAAGAAGGAACAUGGGCCUCCGGGGAAGGGGCUCGUGCUCUGGGGCCAAGGGAUGCUGGGUGGCUGAAGCUGUGGAAAACCGGGAACAGCCUCAUAGUCAGACGGGGGCGGACAGAUAAGCCGUGGUCCGUUCAUUCUAAGGAAUGCUGUUCAGCAGUUCAAUGAAUAAACCAGGCCUAUUUCUAUCAA